AGCGGAAGUUUUCCCUGAAGCUAUAACGUUAGGGCAAUUCGGCAAUAGGGCCAUGGAGGUGCAGGCGAAGGACGCAGUGAGGAGGUUAUUUGCGCGAGCGCAAGACACCUCUUUUCACCCUCUUCCAAACGACUCGGAUCUACAAGUUGGGCAGCUACAGGCUGAUAAACGUGGGAACAAAUUCUGCCUUGUUACCGACACCAGGAAGAUUCGUAUGAUACGGGUCAUCUGGAGGUUCUAUCCACCCAACGCGGACGGGGUGCUGCUCGUGCUGGGAAUAAUGGAUUGCGAGAUUCCGGGAAUGGUCAGGGUCGCUUACCUGAUCGAUGAUCCCGAGCCGCUUCUUCGUCCCAAAGUUCGAUUUUCGGAGACAUGCAUCCCCGACGUGGAUGCGUUUGUAGCUCGCAUCUGGCAUCGCGAUCAGAGUGUGGUGAACCAUGCGCAGGUCAAGGACGGUGUGAGGAGGCUGUUUCGAGCUACCGUUACCCGACACCUCCCGCCUCCAGGCGAUUCGGAUCUUCAAGUUGGAGAGCCACAGGAGGACAAAACUGGCAACAAGUUCUGCAAGGUUACGGACGUUCGGAACAUCGCGCCGGCGGUGACUUGGAGGUUCUAUCCGCCCAACGACGAGGACAUCCUGAUGGUGAUUGGAAUAGUGGAGGGCACCGUCAUUCGGGGAAGGCAGAUGAUGGCAUUUCUGGUUGAGGAUCCAGACCCGCUAAUUAAGUGGGAGGAUCCACCCGGUGUUUACAAAGGAAACACAUGCGUCCCUGACGUGGACGAGUUUGCAGCUAAAAUUUGGCAUCGAGAUCUCAGUGACGAUUGCGAGUUUCACUAGAAGCAGCCCUGCAAGUUGUUUUGCCUGUACUUGGUUACAUGCGUCUGUUAUGGUUAAUAAAAGUUGAUAAUAAAAUUAUUACUAGAUACUUUGAUCA
Molecule: messenger RNA, 935 nt
Organism: Selaginella moellendorffii
Lineage: Eukaryota; Viridiplantae; Streptophyta; Lycopodiopsida; Selaginellales; Selaginellaceae
Exons: 5
Coding region: 53-838 (261 amino acids)
Source: RefSeq, a predicted model, not a curated record